Molecule: messenger RNA, 2469 nt
Organism: Closterium sp. Naga37s-1
Lineage: Eukaryota; Viridiplantae; Streptophyta; Zygnematophyceae; Desmidiales; Closteriaceae
Source: the annotation of a GenBank genome assembly
AUGAAGGACAAGGAUGAGAUCUAUGAGGAUCCUGAGUCUACUGAGGUUGAUGAGAGCGAGGACACGGAUGAUACGGGAGCGAGUGUGGAGGCAGCAAUAAAGCAGGAAGAAGAGAUAGUCACCAUGGAGGCAGCAGCGGUGAAUGAUGGAGAUGGAGAUGGUGUCAACACUUUUACGAUCCUAAGAGCGAUUGGCGGCGACGUGGACGUGCGCGGCGCGGCGUUUCGACUGCGAGAGAAGGUGAUGGAGCGAUUGCUGGGCGAGCUGCGACAGGCGACGGACACGCAGGUGCUGCAAGGAGGGGGUCCCAAGGCGGUGCAGCGGCAGCACAGGCGCGGCAAGCUACUGCCCCGCGAGCGCAUCGACCGCCUGCUCGACCCCGCCUUGCCCUUCCUCGAACUCUCCCAGCCUCACUCCCGUAUUCUCACCUUCCCGCCUCUGCCAUCGCCAUCUCCCCAUCUGUCCUCCUCAACAACCCCACCUCCCCGCCGCUCUCCCUCCCACCUUUUCCCCCCCUCUCCGCCCAUGUCGUUCCAGCUGGCGGGCGUGGGCAUGUACGGGGAGGAGGAGGUGCCGGGGGGGGGCAUCGUGACGGGGUUAGGGCGCGUGGGCGGGCGGGUGAGUGUGAUAGUGGCGAACGACGCUACAGUGAAGGGCGGCACGUACUACCCCAUCACCGUGAAGAAGCACCUCAGAGCACAGGAGAUCGCUGCUCAGUGCCGCCUGCCCUGCAUCUACCUCGUUGACAGCGGAGGCGCCAACCUGCCACGGCAGGCGGACGUGUUUCCAGACCGCGACCACUUCGGCCGCAUCUUCUUCAACCAGGCGCGCAUGUCACGGGACGGCAUACCGCAGAUCGCGGUGGUGAUGGGCAGCUGCACGGCGGGGGGCGCGUACGUGCCGGCCAUGGUGGACGAGAGCAUUAUCGUGCACCGCCAGGGUACCAUCUUCCUCGGCGGGCCACCACUCGUCAAGUCAGACGGCGAGGUGCUCAAGGAAGACAGCGAGGUGCUCAAGGAAGACAGCGAGGUGCUCAAGGAAGACAGCGAGGUGCUCAAGGAAGACAGCGAGGUGCUCAAGGAAGACAGCGAGGUGCUCAAGGAAGACAGCGAGGUGCUCAAGGAAGACAGCGAGGUGCUCAAGGAAGACAGCGAGGUGCUCAAGGAAGACAGCGAGGUGCUCAAGGAAGACAGCGAGGUGCUCAAGGAAGACAGCGAGGUGCUCAAGGAAGACAGCGAGGUGCUCAAGGAAGACAGCGAGGUGCUCAAGGAAGACAGCGAGGUGCUCAAGGAAGACAGCGAGGCGGCGACAGGGGAGGAGGUGACAGCAGAGGCGUUGGGGGGAGGGGCGGUGCACAGCCGGGUGUCGGGCGUGACGGACCACCUGGCGCGCGACGAGCUGCACGCCAUUGCCAUCGCCAGGCGCAUUCUCGCCUCGCUGCCCUCCUCACAUCCCGCCUCCUCCUCCACCUCACCCGCCCUCCCACCGCUCCCCUCGCCCCUGUCCCGCCGUGCAUGGGAGGAGCCGCUCUUCCCAGCGGAGGAGCUGAGGGGGCUGGCGCCCAUAGUGGGGGGGGAGGGGCGCAAGGGGGAGGGCGAGGGGGGCGAGGAGGAGGGGGCGGCGGAGGCGAGGGGGGUGGACAUGCGGGAGGUGAUCGCGCGGCUGGUGGACGGCAGCCAGUUCGAUGAGUUCAAGCGCCUCUAUGGCUCUUCGCUGGUGUGUGGGUUUGCGAGGGUGCAGGGUCAGGAGGUGGGCGUGGUGGCGAACAACGGCGUGCUGGUGGUGGAUGCGGCGCUCAAGGGCGCGCACUUCGUGCAGCUCUGUGACCACCGGCGCACCCCGCUGCUCUUCCUGCACAACAUUUCCGGCUUCAUGGUGGGGCGGGCAGCAGAGAGUGCGGGCAUAGCCAAGGCAGGGGCCAAGAUGGUUAUGGCUGUUGCAUGUGCUCAGGUGCCUAAGAUAUCGCUGGUGGUGGGCGGCAGCUUUGGGGCGGGCAACUACGGCAUGUGUGGCCGCGCCUACUCGCCCAACUUCCUCUUCCUCUGGCCCUCCGCGCGCAUCUCCGUCAUGGGCGGCCAGCAGGUGGGUUUGGGCGGCCAGCAGGUGAGUCUGGGCGGCCAGCAGGUGAGUCUGGGCGGCCAGCAGGUGAGUCUGGGCGGCCAGCAGGUGAGUCUGGGCGGCCAGCAGGCGGCAGGGGUGUUGGCCCAAGUGGAGAAGGACAAGAGAGCACGUGAUGGCACUCCGUGGGGCGAGGAGGAGGAGCGCGCGUUCAAGCAGGGCAUAGCGCAGCGGUACGACAGCGAGGGCUCGGCGUUCUUCUCAACGGCGCGGCUGUGGGACGACGGCAUCAUCGACCCCGCCCACUCCCGCACCGUGCUCUCCCUCGCCCUCGCCGCCACCCAAGCCGGCAUGCCCGCUGCUCACACCCUCACUGAUGCUGGCCCCAGAUAUGGAGUGUUCCGCAUGUGA